Chelonoidis abingdonii (Abingdon island giant tortoise) is the source of this 2107-nucleotide messenger RNA. It is a transcript of the gene EGR4, whose product is annotated as early growth response 4. Gene Ontology annotation, biological process: regulation of transcription by RNA polymerase II. The record is from RefSeq and is a predicted model, not a curated record. NCBI's taxonomy places the organism in Eukaryota, Metazoa, Chordata, Testudines, Testudinidae. Gene Ontology annotation, molecular function: RNA polymerase II cis-regulatory region sequence-specific DNA binding; DNA-binding transcription factor activity, RNA polymerase II-specific.
GAGAGCUGGGGACUUCCCUUUCGGUCCCACCCCCACUUCCUCCCCGAGCCUGGGCUCACUGGAGAUGUUGAGCGUGAUGGAUUUCUCCUGCCAGGACUCGCCGUAUGCCAAGUACCAGGAGAGCUGCGAGCUGCGAGCGGAGGAGCUGCCGGGCUCAGCCCCGCAGGAGCAGCAACUUCUGGCGGGGCAGCAGAGGGAGGCGGCGGCCGAUUUCCUCGAAGGAGAAUUCAUGGGCUCCACAAUAAACGGGGAAACGGCGGAUUACUUCUUCCUAGGCAGCCAGCCGGCCCCAGCGCUCAGCUACACGGGCAGCUUUCUCAUCAAGGCCAUGCCGGAGCAGCCCCACGACCAAGAAUCCCUCUUCAACCUUAUGUCGGGCAUCCUGGGCCUUUCUCCGUUCCCUGGCUCCGAGGGCCACCAGAGGCAACUGGACGCUCUCUACUCGGUCCCCGAAGCCAUUCAGAACCACCUGGACCUUUACUCCACCUGCCAGCCUGAACUGAAUCUCUCUGUCCAGCCCCCCUUCGCUGAGCAGGGCUACCCCGCCUUCCCCGCCCUGGAGAAUGCGCCCCAAGUCCCAGCCUCCCCGAGCGUAGGCAGCUCCGGGCAGUGUCUCUUUGAGGCAAAACUGUUGGAAAACAAGCAGGACAUUAAGAUUCCCCCCAUGGCUCCAGCCCUGGACAAAUUUAAGGUUUCCUGCUCCCAAUGGGAGCCACUCGCUCAACCUCAGAACUACUUGCCAGAUGGCUACCAGACCUCCGAGUCCUUCCAGCCCCCGGAAAGUAGCCAGGCCAUGUUCCACCCCCUCGGAUCCAAAAUGGAAAACGUGUUGUCCGUCAGCUGCCGGUCAGAGCUCCGCAGCCCGGCUGAAGCCUCGGGGACCUACAGCAAUAACUUAGGUUUCAGUUGCGAGCCAGAAAGUUUCCAGAAUCUCGGCAGCCAGGGGCAGAUUCCCAGCGACUUCGGUGAGGCCAAGCUCCAUAACCUCCCACCGCAGUUAAUGCAAGACUUCGACUCCUCCUUGGCCCAACCCGAGGUCGUGCCAAGCUUAAUGAACCCAACCGAGCUCCUCCACCGCCACCAGUCCCCGUCAGUCCCUAGAGCAGACUUUCUGGCCCAUCCCUCCACCUCCUCAGCCAACCCCAACAUCCUAACCGAGCCAAAGAAGAGAACCCGCAGGACCAAAUGCUCCUCCAAAUGCUUCUGCCCUAAGCCGCACGAGAAGUCCUUCGCCUGCCCCGUGGAGAACUGCAUCAGGAGCUUCGCCAGGUCGGACGAGCUCAACCGGCACCUCCGGAUCCACACCGGCCACAAGCCUUUCCAGUGCCGCAUCUGCCUCCGGAACUUCAGCCGCAGCGACCACCUCACCACCCACAUCCGGACGCACACCGGGGAGAAGCCCUUCUCCUGCGACAUCUGCGGCCGCCGGUUUGCCAGAAGCGACGAGAAGAAGAGACACAGCAAAGUCCAUUUGAAGCAGAAAGCGAGGACCGAGGAGAAGCUCAAAGGCCUCGGCUUCUAUGCGGUGGGGCUGUCAUUUGGGACCCUCUGAAGCCCAACUGGGAGCCCCGAUUAAUGUCGUUUUCUGGGGUGAGCCCGGUCACACCUCGCUGAAGGGAUCAGGCUGGAGAGUCCAUCUCCAAAUGGCUCCUGGGUGGCAGUGGCGAAGACCAUGACAACUGGUGGCGUGCAGGGAUCGCUCCAUCUGGCGAUUCAUUCUGCCCAGAGAGAAGGCGCUUUAGAUGUACAUAAGUGUUACGAUGGGAUCCAGGGGCGAUGCACACUCCAUGUGCACAGUCACUGCUGGAGGAAACCAAGAGAUCUCGGAAGUGAAGGAGAAAGCAGAGGAAUAAUCCGCGCUACAGGCAGUCACGCAGUUUCAGCACCACGCCGGGUGGACAGCUCCAGCUAGCGGGGGAGCUGCGCGGGGCAAAGGACGUUUGCAAACUGCAGUUUUAACUUCAGUUUCCAGAAAGAGAAACGUGCAGAAAGAAACCCUGCCCACAUUUUAGACGAAUAACACUACGCACUUGUUCAGGCUGCAUUUUUAAUAAACUGAAUCCGAUUUACCUUGCUAAGCACUUUACUGAACUCCCUGAAUAAUCCA